This is a messenger RNA of Cuscuta europaea, 939 nucleotides long. The record is from the annotation of a GenBank genome assembly. NCBI's taxonomy places the organism in Eukaryota, Viridiplantae, Streptophyta, Magnoliopsida, Solanales, Convolvulaceae.
GUUGGAGUAAUUUUUUGGGAAAUACACCAUUUUGGUGUGAUAAAUGGUGCUUGUUGGAGUUGGUCUUAGCCGCCGCCCACUCCGAUUACUACCGCUCCCUCCGGAGACCCGACUCCGCCCUGGUUUCCUUCUGCGCCAGGGAAUCUUUCUCCAUCUCUGACAUGACACCCUCAGUUUUCCUCCAAACUCCUUCCUCCGCUUCCGCCACCUUCCUACCCGCCGCUGGUGCACAUCCCUUCACCAUCUCCGUCCAUUCACCAAACCGAAUAACCACCGCAACGAUACUUCUCCCACUCUCAUUCUCCCUCAGUCGACAACUCUCUCCUCCCAACGCCACUAGCAGUUCUGGCUACCGCAACCCUGCUAGAAAAAACCCACCAUGAAACUCCCCCACAUCCUCUCCGAUUCCAGCCUCCCCACCACACCGACCAACAACAAUUUCUUUGACCACCCAUGCACCACGGCUAAUGAUCCCUCACUAGCUUCCUUCGACAGGAAUUGGGAAAAUUUCCGCCCUCCUUCACCCCCAACAUCUGAGUACUUCAAAUAGCUCCAUAAAUACCUCAAAUUUUCCUAAGAGUAGUACGGUUAGGGUUUUGUUUUGCUGAUCGAUGAGAUGGCUUUUAUUUGCCUAAUGUGUUAGCCAAAGUUCUAUAGAGAAAUACGAGUAUGCAUCUUACAUAGCUAUUAGAAGAGUAUUGCUUGGAACAAGGAGUAUAGGUAUUAGAAGAGUUAUACGAGUAUAUGUUAGUUAUCAUAGGUACCAAUCAGUUAAUUGAAUAGUAUUUCAACUUUAUAUGUCAUGUUGACAUUUUAUGCAGCAAUUUAUAGUAACUAGUGCUAGUGCUGAUAAAUCAGUCCAGAUUUGGGAUGUAUCAACAUGAGCAUGUAAUCCCACUCUGAAAGACCUUGAUGACAAGGCAAAUUUAUUCUUAUAAG